Molecule: messenger RNA, 8025 nt
Organism: Scylla paramamosain (green mud crab)
Lineage: Eukaryota; Metazoa; Arthropoda; Malacostraca; Decapoda; Portunidae
Product: zinc transporter foi-like
Exons: 11
Coding region: 607-2463 (618 amino acids)
Biological process (GO): intracellular monoatomic cation homeostasis; zinc ion import across plasma membrane
Cellular component (GO): plasma membrane
Molecular function (GO): monoatomic cation:bicarbonate symporter activity; zinc ion transmembrane transporter activity
Source: RefSeq, a predicted model, not a curated record
UCUCCCUCGGUCGACCCCCAGGUGAAUGUUGGGGUUUUGAAUCUACGUUAGUUGGAGGAGAGGAGAGGAGACGAGAAGGUGAACCACGCUACAACACCUGCUACUACUUGCCCGUGCCGCGUACCUCCCAGCGCCAUCACUGUCACCACCUUCACCACCGUCACCACACCUGCCCCGCCCGCACUGCAACACAGGUGUUCUCACUCUCCCAUUCAUUGCCAUCAGUCCCCAUGGCGGCCCUGCUGGUUCUGCUGCUGCUGGUUGUCUCUAGGGCGUGCCAGAGCUGCCCGGUCCCCAAUGCCUCGGACGCCCAGCUGCUCAGUGCCGACCCGUACCUGCAGCACAUCUUCUCCAGGUACGCUGACGAGAGUAUUUCCAGGUGCCUCAGGUGUCAUCACUCACGAGGGCAUGAUGCGACUGAUGCAGAACCUCCAGGGGACGACCCUCGCAUCCCGACCACGAGCACGACGCAGGGGACGACCACGUAACGCACGACCACCGCCCGCAUAACCACACCUGCUCCCAAACUCACGGUAGUCACGACUCUGUGCACUCUGGUGACGACCCCCACCGCUGGUAGCGAUCCCGCAAGGCCCCACGACCCCCAUGGCAGUGAACGGCACCCCGGCGACGACCACAGCCACGCCAAGGACCACGCUGACGACCACCACCACCAUGACCACCCCCCACGAGGACGGUCACCCACGAAAAGAGGAGCUUAUCCACCGCUACGACCCCCUCAGAUGCCUACGACCCACCACAACCAUGAGCACAACCACAACGACCACCACGACCAUGACCAUGAAGGUGGAACUCACGACAAACAUGGACAUGGUACACGUGCAGGAAACACCGACUUUACCAAACCAACGCCCCAUCGAAGGUCAUAUCAAGUGUGAGGAGCUCCGGGAGUUGCUGGGGCAUGGAGGAGCUUCACUUUCCAACGCUGUGACUGCCAGGGGCUUCAUCAACCUGUGCCCUGCCCUUGUAGCCUACCUUGACCUGUGCCCUGCUGAGGAAGGGACCCAAGAAGACCAUGACCGCUCACACGGCCACUCCCACCACCGACGCCGAGACUUUACCACUGAGAGUUGGGUUGGAGCAGUGACGAGCAUGGUGGUGGUGGGACUGAUGGGGCUGGGCUGCAUCAUGCUCAUCCCAGCACUGAAGCGAGGCCAGCACUACGAGCAGGUCAGCCGCUUCCUCAUUGCUCUGGCUGUGGGGACGCUGGCUGGGGACGCCCUCGUGCAUCUGCUUCCUCAUGCUAUUUCUAUGAAGGUGCCGGAGGGAAGCAAUGCCCAUGUGCUUCAUUCUCUGUAUGGCUUCACAGCACUUGGGGGCAUCAUCAUGUUCCUCUUCCUGGAGCGUUUCCACAACAUGUUCUGCGGCCACGAGCACAGCCACAGCCACAGUCAUGAGCUUGCUGGGGAGCUGACCAGGAGCAAGGAGGAGAUAGACAAAGAGACAGUAGGCACCACCACCACCAUCGAGGAUACAGGGAGUCAGAGCAUAGACAGGAUAGGUGAGAAACUCUCCAAACAUUCCAAGCAUAAUUCUUUCAUAUAUGCAGAGAGUGUUCUAACUAUGGACACCCAGAACUGUUUUGAAGGUUGCAGCUCCAGCCCAAGCAGUGAUGCCAAUGGGAACACUGGGAAUGGCUUGGAGAGGGGACGUCUGGGAGAGGAUGCCACAGCUUCACCACAUGAGGAGACAGAGGUGACAGUUGGAAUGGAAAAGCCUGCUGAAAAGAAGCUUGCCUCCCAUGCUACUGAAAGGGAGAGGCUGGUCACCACCCCAGCAGAGAAAGAGAUGGGUGGAGAACUCUCACUGAUCCUGGACACUCCAUCUGCCUCAGUGCGGCCCAAGGUGAUACGUCAGAACAGCAGCAGUUUCAAUAUGGUGCUGCAGGAGUAUCAUGUGGGGCACCACGGUCACUCCCACCACGGCCACUCCCAUGUUACAGGUCGCAAGGAUUCCCUUAGAGCCAUGAUCCUGGUAGGGGAUGCCCUGCACACCUUCCUGGAUGGCAUGGCCAUUGGGGCUGCCUUUGGUACAAGCAUCACAGGAGGGGUAGCCACGUCAAUUGCUGUCUUGUGUCAUGAACUGCCACACAAAAUUGGGGACUUUGCUCUGCUGUUUGAGAUGGGCAUGGGGCUUGCACAGGCACUGAAGAUGAUGUUGAUGCUGUGGGUAUUCAGCUUGCUUGGGGUGGUGAUGGGAGUGCUGCUUGGCUCCAUCCCCACAGCCUCCCCUUGGAUAUAUUCCUUCACUGCUGGAGUCUUCAUCUACCUGGCUCUUGUGGACCUAUUGUCUGAACUCUCAGUGAAUCGAGGUGGAAAUUCUGGAGGCGUAGCGACCCAGAUGUUUUGCCAGGGCAUGGGCAUGUUCACUGGCGCUGUCAUCAUGCUCCUCAUUGCUAUCUAUGAACAUGACAUUGAGAACCUGAUCAAUGGCUCCUUCUGAGGCGUCUGUGGAUGAAAACUCUCACCACAAAACCAGAAAAGUUGCCAGCACAUCCAAGACUUCAGGUGGACGCUCCUCACUUGGGACCAUUUUCUUUUAUGUUGUCUUUGGUGGAUCAUGACAGCCCUAGGUCAUAUCUUGUGGAGUGGGUUCUCAAGGCAUUGGUGAGGCAUCUAGUGAGUGUGAAACUUGCUGGAAGAAAAUGAAGAAUUGAGGAGUUGAGAUUGUGUUAUACAAGGAGUCUCCUUUUUUGUGUGUCUCUUGAUGAAGGUGUGGGCAAGCUAUUUUUGCAUGACAAAAAGAAAGAUAAAAAAUGGUAAAGAGAGAUUAUUUUAGUUGUUUUUGUUUGACAGAGGUCUUGGUUUUGACUCCCUUUGUAUAAACAGGUUGUGACGUGUUUGAUCUACGCACGCUGAAGUUUCAGAAACAGGGAAGUUAGCAGUGCCAGACGUGCAUGCAAAGACUAUAUAUUUUAUGGGAAUUGUUUUCUAAAAAAUUUGAAAUUACAAAAAAAUGGUGAUGCAAAUGUGAUGAGUUGUGGUGUGAUAAACUAAUGGUAAAUAUUUUCAAACAUACAAAUAUGUUCAUGAAGAAAAAAUUAACACAAACAUCCACCCCCUAACCCACAGUGUAUUUACUCACACACACACACACACACACACACACACACACACACACACACACACACACACACACACACACAUAGUGGUUGUGCUGUCUACCACUGAGUCUUGAAACAGAACCAGAGACGGGGCGAUAUCUCACACGUGUUUAAGAUGUUUAUGAUAAGUUCCUAUAGUGUACUCGGUUAGUAAGUUUUGAUUGAACCUUUGAGCAUGCAGAAUGGCUAGGGCUCAGGAAUGUGGUGAUAACUGCCUAUUAUGAUGGAGAGGAAGAAUUUGUGAUUUUUUUGCACCCACAGUAUUUUAGGACCUUCCAUGACAGUUGGUUCUCAUCAUCACAGAAUCCUUUCCUUCACUUACUGGAGCUGGGAUUGGCAGGGGCAUGUGCAGCCUAGAAUUUAACUUUAUUCUUUACUGUUAUUUUGUUCAGGUGAACAACUGGAGGACCAGUUUGACGUAGCUCACGUCCCACAGCUGUCACCCUUCAUUCAGGUUACUUGUGUUUGGAAAGACCUUCUGUUCUUGUAUCAGUCUUUCAUGACAUAAUGGGAUACAAUUAAGAACAGAUGCCCCUGAGAAAAAAUCUAGAGGGGAAGUAUUGUUAAAUUGUUAAUGUUUCUAUAUACACACUAUAAAAUUCAUGCAUCCAUUUCAUGGAUUUGAUCAGAUGGAAUAACACCCACAAAAGUGUAUUUUGAACCUAGGAUAUAAAAAAGUUUAGUCUUCAUAUAAUUUAAUUGAGAUAAUUACAUCACAUGAUUGUUAGGAAGUGGAGAAGAAAGCAUCUUACAUGAGUAGACUGAAUGAAGAUCUAAAAUGUUCUAGGACGUAAUGGAGUAACUUGGCAUUACAGUUACUGCAGUCUUUGAAGGGGCCAUUUCAUGUAGAAUGAACUGUGCAUAAUUGUUUCAUGACCCAUAAAACCUCUUCUUGAAUCAUUGUCCUGCAGGAGUGUAUGAUGUAUAUUGUCUCAAAGCAUAAAGAUAUUCCAGGGAUCAUUCUUACUCAAAAUUUUGUGAACAAAAUGAUAACUUUAAAGAUGAAGGAGAUAGCAAUUUUAUCCUAAGGGAAUAUUUAAAGGAGCAUAUGAUUGUUAUAUAUAUAGUUGUGACCCUCUUUAAUUUAGGAUGAGGUUAUACAAUCUCUGUUUUUAUCUAUGACAUAUCCCUUGCAUGUAUUCAGAAUCUUGAUAUAUGAAAGGCAUCUUUAUUUCAUGAUGAAAAGGAAAUGGCAUUUACUGUUUUUUCUCAUAUAUUUACUUUCUUCUCUACAGAUAGAUAGAAUUUCAAUAUACUUUUUUGUUGUUUCAAGUUAUUGAAUAAUAAGCAGUUCCAUUUGCCUCUAUCCCAUAAGUACUGUAAUUUCUCACAAUGCUACCUACAUUUACUUAUGUCAGAAAUAUCAUCACAAGCUCAUUCCCCUAUGCUUCAAUGAUAAGUGAGCAAGAUAUAUAGAUCUCCAAUAUUUAUGGCUCAUCCUUAGUCUGUCACAGAUGAUGAGGAUAUAGGGCUUCCCAGGCCUUCAUGUUAUGGGUUCAUCCAUGCCUAGGGCAAGAGAUGCUGCCACCAUGGCAGGAGAGGAGGCAUCAAAGCAUUCCUUGUCAUUCUCAUCUUAAAGCUAUAAUGUAGUGGGAGCUGUAGCCAAAGGCUUCAUUUGAUUUUGAUUGUGAUUUCCAUUUAUAAUGUACAGGGCACCAUGUUUGAUGCACAUUACAUGUGUAAAAGGGCAUAGAGGGAGACAGUGAUGUGUGCCACCAGUCUUGGUGUCAGAGGUGAUGGCUUUCAAAGUGAGAGGAGGGAAGGGGUGAUGUUCAUCAGCAGCGUGGAAUAUACCUACUAUAUUUAUUUAUUUAUUUAUUUUAUUUAUUUAUUUACUUUCAUUUAUUUAUUUAUUUUAUUUAUUUAUUUAUUUAUUUAUUUAUUUAUUUAUUUAUUUAUUUAUCUAUUUUUGUCAUUUGAGUAACCAUUAUGCUGUGUAUAAGAGCCAGGUGGCUAGUGUUUGGCAUCAAGAUAGAAAUGGAUCCUGUGACUGACUUGGGCUAUAUGGCAUUUCAAAAUUCAGCCUUGGGGCCAGUGGUCUUUCUCAGCCAGGUAUCACUGUGUAUCAUUGCUAGUAAUUACUAUAAUGCUGGUAUUAAUGUCAAGAGCUUGCAGGUCAUUCAGGGAUCUGAUGUUAGGAGGCCAACCAAGUUUUGUUGUGUUGGUACUUAAGUGAAUUUUUUUCCCUUUUUUUUUUUUUUUUGUGAUAUUCUUGCUAUUUCAUUUUUUAUACUUAUUUAUUCAAUGUUACUUAUUUUCUUGAUGUAUUUGUUUGGCUUCACCAUACUAUCUCAGUUCAUUUUCCAUACAUGUAUACACUACACAUUCUCUGAUAAAAUUCACAAUGUUUUAAUGCCUUCAACUAAUCACAUGUGUCUUGAGUGUGAACCCCAGCAGCGCUUAUUAUAGAAAAUGGGGGUUUAUAUAAAAAUUACAAUGAUGAUGAUGAUGACAAAUGAUAAUGAUGAUGAUGAUGAACCAAGAUUCAUAGAUGCUUGCUACUCUGCUCAAUAGAUAGAAGGAAUGAUUUGAUACAGGCUGGCAGUCACUGGCAGGGCGUGGUUUGGUGUGCUGGCUUGCCUGUGGAACUGUUUACUACAUGGGUGCUAACUUCAUGUUGAAUUUGUGUUAAGACUAAAAUAUUAGUUCCAUAGAUGUCUAGGUUAUGUGGCUUUAUUUUGUAUCAUUGUCUUAAGAUUAAAACAAUACAUAUGUAUGUAGUUCCAAAGCAGAGAUCUAGACUGAUUUUUCUUUGUAUUUUUCUAUUAAGGUUGGAAUUAAUAACUAAUUUAAUACCACAUUGGAAAUCUUAAGAUACUGAACUUUAUUUUAUAUAACAUUUAUGUGUUAAGGAUAAAAGGAUAGGACUUGAAAUAGCAAUACUACACCAGAAGACUUAAGGCAUAUAUAGAUUAAGCUCCUAAAUGAGUAAAAUACAUAUAUAUAACAAUAGAAAAGAUAUAUUAUAAUACAUAUACACAUUGCAGGAUUAAAAAUUACAAAUAUAUUUUGUUUACAGGAAAGAAGAAGCACAAAAUAUCAGAAAUGUAUCAUGGAUCUGUUUGUAUCAAGACAGGCAUGCAUAACUGUGAAGUCGCUUUGUUUUUUUGGCAGAUAGAAUAUAAGUUUACAUUUUGUUGAUCUCAUUUCCGUGAUUCUCGUCUGCUUCCGCCAUCCAGAAUCAGUAACACAUCAUAGGCAUGAUUUGUAGUCUUGAAGAUUGGUUUUUGCUUGCACUGAGUGAUUUCACAACACACACACACACACACACACACACACACACACACACACACACACACACACACACACACACACACACACACACACACACACACACACACACACACACACACACACACACACACACACACACACACACUGAUACACUUUCUAUUAAUGUACAUCAAAAUAGCAAAAAUUUUCCUAGGUCUGUAAAGUUUUCAUUGUAGAAUAUGAAGUGAGUUCUUCAUGGUAUUUAUGAUCAUCACCACCAGCAGCCAUUUAUAUUGUGAAGGUGUGUACUCUGAUAUUCUCCUUGUAUUGAGUAUACCAGAUGCCAGGUGAGGAUACCACUGGGUUCUUGUUUAUGUAUGUAGUGGAUGAUUGGUGUGUUCUGGUGGAGGGUCAGUGUGCUUCUAUGAAGGGAAAAUGUAUCAUCCAUAACAAGAUUUUCUUUCUUUUGAGUAAAUGUUGAAGACUCAAUUUUGACAUAAUAUGUAUAAGAGAUUUCUCAUGUUCCAUCAUGUGCUUAGAUCUCCUGAGCCCCAUGCAAUACUGUACCUCUUUAAGAUGUGAUUCUCGUGCCGAAACUUAUUGUGAUCCACAGUAAAACACACAUCAUACAAGCAUAUUUUGAGGCUGCUUAACGGCUUCCCAGGAUAGCUACAAUUUCCACCACUGCACAGAGUUGGUGUGAUGUAAGAAACUGUAGGUGAAGGUUGCACAUCAAUGCUUAACAUAACGCAUAAGUGCUUUUCACGGACAUGUAGCUGUUCAUGCAUACGUACUUAUAAGACCAGGGUUUAUGUGCAAGUAGGACUCAUAUUGUUCUGAGUCACAUCUGAUAUCUUUCUAGUAGUUGCAAAUAUUUUUUCCCUAUGGAAGUGUUCCUUAAUGAAUGUAAGUUUGAAGAUCUCACUUAAGAACAGUGUUUAUUGACAUGGAAACAUCAUCUGAUGAAACCGCAGCAAGUGCAAGAUUUCUCUGUACUGCAUGCUGAUCUUACCUUUGGAUUCCCCAGCUGAUAUAAGUUUCUGAUGUCAAAAAGAAUAAUCUUUAGACCAACCACUUCAGUCCAUGGCCGGUGCUAGAGUUUUCCUCAUAAUAUGUGUGUCCAGUGUGUCCCAGACUGGGCUGAGAGGCAGUGUUCCAGCCCUGUGUGUGUGCGUGUGCAUGUGUGAUUUAGGCUUCCAGUUAGGCCACACAGAGAGGUCCUCCUGUACAUCAGUCAAUUUGAAGUCAUUUAGAUUUCCUGCAUAUAAUGGCUGGAAACUGUCUCCUCAGAACUUAUCCUGGACUGGAAGAGGUUACAGCAGCAGGGUGUGUCUUAAGCACUAUGUGACAAAGGAAAGUAAAUGAUGUCAAAAUUAUUAGUGUAAAGGUAGGCCAUUCUGUGUUUUCAGUCUCAUGUUGUAGGCAGUUUGUAGUUACAUGUUUGUCUUUCUUUAACAGCAGUGGUUGGGGUUCAUCUUCACAAUACUAUCUUUAUAAGUUUCAUCAUGGAGAAGCUAAUAUCAUCAUGUCCAAUUACUGUUAAUAUUUGAGUAGUACAUGUCUGUACUUAUACUGUCUUAGGCACUGAGUUAUGAUACACCAUUUCCAAAACCAUCAAGGAAACAUUCAUUGAUGUAUCAUGACAGUAAUCAUGUCAGUGUUGUUUCUACAUAAAUAUGAGGCUUUUA